This is a messenger RNA of Ananas comosus (pineapple), 1342 nucleotides long. RefSeq names its product survival of motor neuron-related-splicing factor 30. The record is from RefSeq and is a predicted model, not a curated record. Gene Ontology annotation, cellular component: cytoplasm; nucleus. NCBI's taxonomy places the organism in Eukaryota, Viridiplantae, Streptophyta, Magnoliopsida, Poales, Bromeliaceae. The transcript has 8 exons. Gene Ontology annotation, molecular function: RNA binding. Gene Ontology annotation, biological process: mRNA processing. The coding region runs from base 305 to 1105 and encodes 266 amino acids.
UUUGCAUCUCAAGUGCUUAUUUCUUUCGUCAUCUUUUUGAUAUCCUGAGAUGAAGAAAUGUGAUUAAAUGUGAAUGAUUUGGGUAAGAUAUUGUUAAGAUAAGCUGAAAAUUCAUUUGCAACAUACUAGUUAUUUUCCUCAGAACAUGUUUCCAGUGUUUUGCUAUCGCUUCCCCUUUGUGUUGUCUUUUGUUACAAGGAGCCAUAUUCACUGAAGGCAGCAUGACACGGCCAUCAUGGUGGCUGAGGGUUUAUUAUCGCGGUUUUAAAUUUAGUUUAUACCUCAGAAAGGUUUUGUGUGUCCCAUGGUGCUCUGUCUACUUGCAAACCCCUCAUUUCAGAUGUUCAAGCUGCUAUUUAAAGUGAUUGCAUUGACUGAGGAGCUUUUGGCUACUGCAAAACAAGCCGAGGCUACACAGCAUGAUUCAGAUGUUCGUUUUGAUGGAACCUCUGAAUCCAAAUUGGAAUCAAACGAGCAUUCCCUAUCUCAUAAGUUCUCUGUCGGGACCAAAGUCCAAGCUGUGUGGAGUGAAGAUGGGGAAUGGUAUGAUGCGACGAUUGAAUCUCUCACUCCAAAUGGGUACUAUGUUUACUAUGAUGAGUGGGGCAACAAGGAGGAGGUUGAUCCGGAUAAUGUCAGGCCAAUCCAAGAGGGAGUAGUUGAUGCUUUGGAAGAAGCUGAGAAAGAAGCUGAAGCUACCAGGCAAGCCAUUAAAAGGAAAAUUGCACAAGCUGCGGUCACCGAUUUCCAAAUGCGUUCCUUACCUGCUAAACUCCGUAUUGAACCCAAUGAUCCCGAUGAUCUGAAAGCUGCCAAGCGCAAGAAGAUACAUGCUUUCAAGUCAAAGCUUCGCUUUGAACAACUCGAAGUGGUGCAAAAUAAACGGCAGAAUGCCUGGCAGCAGUUCCAAACUACCAAGGGAAAAGCUAAGAAGGUUGGGUUCUUUUCGGGCCGAAAGAGGGAGAGCAUAUUCAAGUCCCCCGACGACCCGAAGGGGAAGGUCGGGGUCACCGGAAGCGGGAAGGGAUUAACGGAGUUCCAAAGGCGGGAAAAGCACCUGCACCUGAAGGGUAGUUCAGCAGAUGCACUUGAUACAGAGGAGUAGAUAAAUCCAGAGAAGAGCCAUUGAGUGUUCUUUAACACCCCUCUUGUUAGAGUUGCCUUAGGAGGUGUGGCAUGCUACAAUGGAUGUUACAUAUGUUUGAAUUGUGUACAAUUUGUUGCGGUGAAUCUUUAACUACUCAAAUAGAUCAGCUGGUCUUUCGUUUUCUCACCUUUUCGUCUCGCCGUCCCCGUUGUUUUACUAAAAAUUGAUGAAAUAUUAAGGUCUUGUUCGGUGUCA